Molecule: messenger RNA, 1558 nt
Organism: Tilletiopsis washingtonensis
Lineage: Eukaryota; Fungi; Basidiomycota; Exobasidiomycetes; Entylomatales
Product: putative IDH1-isocitrate dehydrogenase [NAD] subunit 1, mitochondrial
Exons: 9
Coding region: 1-1155 (384 amino acids)
Biological process (GO): tricarboxylic acid cycle; isocitrate metabolic process
Cellular component (GO): mitochondrion
Molecular function (GO): isocitrate dehydrogenase (NAD+) activity
Source: RefSeq, a predicted model, not a curated record
AUGUCGCUCCGCUCCCUCGCCCCCGCCCUCCGCGCCACGGCCGCCGCGCGUCCCUCGGCGCUGGCGCUGCCCGCCGUCGCGCGCGCCGCGUCGACGCUGACCAGCGGCACGCCGCGCAUCCCCACGCACAAGGGCCCGACCAAGUACGGCGGCGUCUACACGGUGACGCUCAUUCCCGGCGACGGCAUUGGCGCCGAGAUUGCGGGCGCCGUCAAGGAGGUGUUUGAGGUGCUCAACGUGCCCGUCGAGUGGGAGCAGUUCAACGUCUCGGGCGAGACGCACGGCAGCGAGUCGCUCUUCAAGGAGGCCAUGGAGAGUCUGCGGCGGAACAAGGUCGGACUGAAGGGCAUCCUCUUCACCCCCAUCGACACGGCCGCGCACAACUCGUGGAACGUCGCCAUGCGCCAGCAGCUCGACAUCUACGCGUCGCUGGUGAUCUGCAAGAGCCUGCCCGGCUACCCCACGCGCCACAAGGACGUCGACUUUGCCAUCAUCCGCGAGAACACCGAGGGCGAGUACUCGGGCCUCGAGCACCAGUCCUACCCCGGCGUCGUCGAGUCGCUCAAGGUCUCGACGCGCGCCUCUGCCGAGCGCAUCUCGCGCUUCGCCUUUGACUUUGCGCUCAAGAACGGACGCAAGCGCGUCACGUGCGUGCACAAGGCCAACAUCAUGAAGCUGGGCGACGGCCUCUUCCUCAACACGUUCCGCGAGGUGGCAAAGGAGUACGAGAGCAGUGGCAUUGCGUACGGCGACAUGAUUGUCGACAACACCUCGAUGCAACUAGUCUCGCGCCCCCAGCAGUUCGACGUCAUGGUCAUGCCGAACCUGUACGGCAACAUCGUGUCGAACAUUGGCGCUGCGCUUGUGGGUGGGCCCGGCACCGUGCCCGGCUGCAACAUUGGCCGCGAGUACGCCCUGUACGAGCCUGGCUGCCGUCACGUGGCCAAGGACAUCAUGGGCAAAGGCACGGCAAACCCGGCUGCCAUGCUGCUCUCGUCCACCAUGAUGCUGCGUCACCUCGGCCUCGACUCGCACGCCAACCAGAUCGCGGAGAGCGUGUACAAGGUGAUCCAGGAGGGCAAGGUGCGGACGGCCGACAUGGGCGGCAACAGCAAGACGGCCGACUUCACGCAGGCCGUCAUCAACAACUUCUAAGUGCCGCGCCGUGCGGACUUCCUUGCCUUCGCGCGCGCGUGGGGCGCACGCGCGCGCGAGCGAGAGAAAGGGGAAGCUGAGCAAGCCGAGAAAGCAGGAGGCUACUGCCUGCGACUCGGCGAUGGGUAUAGAUAGGGAGCCGGGACGAUCAAUGACGAUCUGCCUCUCGUUUUGCCGAGCUGGAAGAGACAGAGUGAUAGAGACGCACGCGAGGAAGCUUGAGCACACCUGGCGCUCUCGAGGGGAGGAAGCGCGAGCGACAGGGUGAGCAUGUGGGAGACGCGCGAGGCGAACCCGCGCGCGAGAGUCUCGCUAGACAGGUGCAUUGCGUGUGUCGGUAGCAGCUGCGCAUCGCACGUCUCUCCGCCCGCCCAUCUACGUGCCCUCCGUCUUUGCGGCGCCC